AUGGUUUCAAAAACAUUUCAAGUCACUCUUUUGCAACCUCGAUCUCUCUCCCCACCUCCAUCCCGGUCCCCUUCCCACACAAAAUACUAUUCACAAACUCAAGGGGGGUUCGGGAAAAGGGUGAGAGAGAGAAGACAGAAUGGCCGCUGGAGCAGCAGAGAGGAUGCUUCGAUGUGUGUUUGAUGGAUGCUUAUCAAUGCAGGACGAGGAGAUUGAGCGGAGGCCGUACCAUCGCAACUGCAGCUGCGCAAUGCAUAAGUUGAAAGGUGCUUCCUCUAGUGCUUGUUUUCAUCAAAGGAAAAUCUCAUUUCCAAAGAAGCAUUCACGGACAGAGAAUUCUUUGUUCAUAGCAGCUUCCAAAUCCUCUUACGGCUCCGUUAGAAGAAAAGAAGAUAGGAACUACUGCCCAACCCUGAGUGUUUUUUCACGGAGUUAAGAGCACAGAUUUCUUCUAUCGUCAAGGAUCAACUCUUUUUAUUCUUCUGAGUUCUUUUGUAAACAGUCUGUCCCGUUUCUUUUUUCUCUUCUACCUAAAGGAAAAAGUAUCUGCAAAUUUGUUUUGUUAUUUCUCAGUGACAGCUUAAUACAACGCGGUACUUCUGUAUUUCUUGGAUGAAGACAUGGGGGGACAGAGUCCUACAUUCGAUCACAUACUGUCGGAAAUACGAUUACAAUGUGUUUGUGUGGGUUCAGACCCCGAUUCUUGCUGAGUUGCAUCCAUUGAAAUGCCCAUAGGAGGUUUUUAGCAAUUACUCUGUGCACAUAGAUAAAUAACUGUGUGCAAGUAAAUAGAUGCAGACAUUAGAGAGAGGUGCUGAUUAGUAAGCUACAUGAAGUUCAGGUAGAUAGACGGAAGUAACAGCCUGGUGCGUGCUACAUCCCAUGAGCAAGACUAGAACAGGGCACCCUCUUCCUUAAGGAGACUAUUCUGCAAUGUUCAUUUAUAUCAUAUUCUGAGUGUCCAUGUAUACAUGCUGAGAGAAGUAAAAAGUCAAUCAACUUGGGGAUCUAAAGAAGAUUAUUCUGCAUGAUUAAUUUACGAAAGUCAGAAAAUUUUCACUCCAAGAUGACCUAUGUAACACCAAUAAUCUUGCGACUCCUCAGUAGCUAGGUAUGAAUCAUUGCCUGCAUGAUUCACUGGGGAUAUAACAUGGCAUGAAGUAGUACUUUGUUCCAGAUGAAAAGUCAGAGAGGCCACCAAAUACCAUUCAAUGAUAUAGAAAAACAAGUGAAUCAUAACCAAAACCAUUUAUUUACAGCUGAGAGCCGUACGUUCAAACAUACAUAUCCAUAUAUAAAUUCGUACCCCCUUUUUCCUUUCUUUUCCUCCAAACAGAUCCUCUCCUAUCCAAAUGUUUUUAACAAGUAUAGACCCCACAGUCUCUAUCCGUCUUUCCUCUCGCCCCCUCUCUCAACGUCACCCUCGCUCUCCGAUCCAUAGGCUGAAAAGUGAACAUGUUCACUGCAUCAUGGCCCGCUCUCUAACACUCCAUUAUCCCCAACCCAUCCUCUCCCAGACCCACCACCACAAACACCAACCUCCGCUCCACCUCAAUCCCAAAAUCCCACUCACCCGCCGCUCCCUUCUUCUCCUCUCCUCUUCUUCGCUCUCAAUCGCCACCACUCCACCACCUGCCUCUCCUGCAACCAUUCUACCACCACCACCACCGCUAGACACCACCAUCACUGACCGGGUCUUCAUGGACUUCAGCCUCUGCCCCACCACAACCUUUCCCUCCGGUACCGACUCCUCCAACGCCCCACUCUGCUCCGAGUCCAUCCCGUUAGGCCGCGUUAUCCUCGGCCUCUAUGGCCACCUCGUCCCCAUCACCGUCACCAAUUUCAAGUCCAUGUGUUCUCCCACCUCCUCCUCCUACAAGAACACCCUUGUCCACAAAAUCUUCCCCGGCCAAUUCUUCCUUGCCGGUCGCCAAGGCCGCCGCGACAAAGCCGAGGUUCGCCCUCCCCUUGACUUGCCUCGUAACACCGAAACCAUCGACUCCAAGGCCUUCAUGCUCACGCAUUCCCGUGCAGGCGUUGUUUCGCUGUGUUUGUCUGAGAAUGAUGACGAGGAUGAAAUCAAGCUCGACCCCAACUAUCGGAAUGUGGAGUUCUUGAUCACCACCGGACCUGGGCCGUGCCCUCAACUCGAUAGCAAGAACAUUAUUUUCGGAACAGUGCUUGAAGGUUUGGAUGUCGUGGCAGCCAUAGCAUCCAUCCCCACAUACAAACCAGGUGAACGGAUUCGUCAAUUCAAUGACUUGGCUGAAUUUUUUGGAGAUGAAAGAGCCCAAAAUGCUCGCUCAAUAUGGAACAGGCCUCUUAAAACUGUAUAUAUCAGUGACUGUGGAGAGCUCAAAGUGGCUAAACCUCCCCUUUCUCCUAGUCUACCUUAAUCUCACUAGUCACUGAUUCAAGGUCCUUCUCGUAUCCACUUGUCUAUUUUUCUUGUACUGCCCGCUUCCUAUCAUCCUUUUUUUUCAAAAAAGGAGAGAGCACAGUUUAAUAUUCUUUAAUUUUCUGGAUGCAACUCAUUUACAGAGCCUAUUGAAUGUAUAUGUUCAACAAAGUGCAAUUGUGCACAAACAUCUUUUCACCUGCAAUCUGAUGCUGUGUGCAUUAGCAGUUUCUUUUU
Molecule: messenger RNA, 2635 nt
Organism: Juglans microcarpa x Juglans regia
Lineage: Eukaryota; Viridiplantae; Streptophyta; Magnoliopsida; Fagales; Juglandaceae
Product: peptidyl-prolyl cis-trans isomerase CYP28, chloroplastic
Exons: 2
Coding region: 1353-2396 (347 amino acids)
Biological process (GO): protein peptidyl-prolyl isomerization
Cellular component (GO): chloroplast
Molecular function (GO): peptidyl-prolyl cis-trans isomerase activity
Source: RefSeq, a predicted model, not a curated record